UUCCACAUCUUCCACCAAUCAAACUGCAAGGUAACUCCACAUCGACGCUCUGUCUGGUCGCCGCCGCCACUGAAACCCGCCAUGCCGAAAGAGUUCCAGCCGCUGCUGUCGCCGCCGCCUAUAUCCACAGACGAAUGGCGCCAUGUCCUCGUCAUUACGAUCCCGCUCGUGAUGCUCCAAAUUCUAGAGUACUUGCCUCAGCCCAUCCUCAACAUGUAUAUCGGUCACCUGGGUACGCCGUGUCGUCGAGGAGAUUGCGGAAAAACGUCAUGCCAACCUGUAGCUCUGGACGAAAGUGAAAGCCGCGUCGUGUUGGGUGCAAGUGGGCUUUGCUCGCUCUACUUUACCACGACGGCGUAUAGCGUGAUCAUUGGGUUUAGUACGGCCAUGGAUGCAUUGACUGCCCAAGCGCAUGGCAAAGGUCGUGGGGCUGAGCUUGGUGUCGUGUUGCAGACGGCGGCGUUGUGCGCGGGGGCGCUCUGUGUGCCGCUGGCGUUGGUGCUGUACUUUUCGGGGUUCAUUCUGCACGCGUGGGGGCAGCCAGACGAGAUUGCAAUCGCGACCCAAGUCUUGCUGCGGUGGUUCAUGCUCGGGAUUCCCCUUGUGUUUGCGUACGAAUUCUUUAAACGCGUGCUCCAGGGCCAGAACAUUGUGUGGCCCAUCGUGGGUUCCAUUGCAGCAGGCGUCGCUGUCGCGCUGACGCUGGGCUACGUUCUUGUGUUUUACACGGGCCUGGGCUACAUUGGCGGUACGAUGGGCAUGAUGGGGUUCUAUACGGUGACGCCCGUCCUUCUUUUUCAGCUGUUGCACACGAAGAACAUGCACUAUGACUGGGAGGCCGCGCGCGCCAAAGUCCCUGCCUUCUUGUGCUUGAGCUUCAACGGUUGGAUUAUGUUUCUGAGCGAGUUUGCCGGCAUUGCCGGCACGUCGUUCAUGGCCGGGUCGCUGCCAAAUGCUGGCACGGCGCUGAGCGCCAACACAAUCUAUUCGGGGUUUCGAUCGCUCUUUGGCAUGGUUUACCUUGGGAUUGGGUUCACCAGGUACGUGGGGUGCCGUCCUUGUUGCAUUGUGUACAUGGGCGUCGAAUCCAUCGAGAUCUGUCCCUUGUCUUGGACAUCUUGAUAUGCCAACGCGACGCCGUCUUUGAUAUAUGACUGACACGCACGUUGUAGCUCGGUGCGGGUUGGCAACGCCCUCGGGGGCAACCUCCCCGUGCGCGCCGAAUUCGCGGCAUGGCAAACGGUCAAGAUCAGCUUGGUGUGGGCAGGCAUCUCGACCUUGGCCAUGGUUGUCAUCGGUCCACUCUACGCCACACUGUACACACAAGAUCCCGACGUCCUAGCCGACGCGACGACGCUCUUUUACGUGACCGCGCCGUUCCAAGUCAUGAUGGGCAUCUGGGGCGCAGUCCAAGGCACGUUUCGAGGCAGCGGCAAGCCGCAUCAAGGAGCUAUCGCAAACAUCCUCGCGUUUGUCGUUGUCGGGUUUCCACUCGCAUGGAGCUUGUCCAAGAUGUGGGGCAUCGUUGGGCUAUGGCUUGGCGUGUCCGGAGGCUUUUGCCUCUGCGCCAUCUACGGCAUGUACUGGCUGCUGCACGCAGACUGGGACGCGAUCGCGGACGUGACCUCCCAGCAAGUGUAGAAAUGGCUAUCGUCGUUGAAUAAAUUGAAGUACAUGUUUGUGGCAAAA
Aphanomyces invadans is the source of this 1689-nucleotide messenger RNA. RefSeq lists its product as hypothetical. Gene Ontology annotation, biological process: transmembrane transport. The record is from RefSeq and is a predicted model, not a curated record. Gene Ontology annotation, cellular component: membrane. The transcript is spliced from 5 exons. Gene Ontology annotation, molecular function: antiporter activity; xenobiotic transmembrane transporter activity. Lineage: Eukaryota; Oomycota; Saprolegniomycetes; Saprolegniales; Verrucalvaceae. Bases 82 to 1122 code for a protein of 346 amino acids.